GGCGCGCGGUGCCCAGUGCAAGAGCAGCGUGCCCGCUGGGAGCGGAAACGCGCCUGCACCGCCCGGGAGCUGCUGGAGACCGAGCGGCGCUACCAAGAACAGCUGGGGCUGGUGGCCACGUAUUUCUUGGGGAUCCUGAAAGCCAAGGGGACCCUGCGACCACCACUGCGCCAGGCCCUAUUUGGGUCCUGGGAGUUCAUCUACGGCGCUAGCCAGGAGCUGCUUCCCUACCUGGAAGGAGGAUACUGGGGUCAAGGGCUGGAGGGCUUCUGCCGCCACCUGGAGCUGUAUACCCAAUUUGCUGCCAACGCAGAGAGGUCCCAGACCACCCUGCUGGAGCAGCUAAAGAAAAACAAAGGUUUCCGGAGGUUCGUGAGGCUUCAGGAAGGCCGUCCUGAGUUUGCGGGCCUUCAGCUCCAGGACCUGCUCCCUUUGCCUCUGCAGCGACUCCAGCAGUAUGAGAAUCUCAUCAUUGCUUUGGCUGAAAAUACAGGUCCCAACAGCCCUGACCACCAACAGCUCACACGAGCUGCCCGACUGAUAAGUGAGACUGCCCAGAGAGUCCAUGCCAUUGGUCAGAAACAGAAGAAUGACCAGCACCUCCGGCGUGUCCAGGCUCUGCUCAGUGGACGCCAGGCAAAGGGGCUUACCUCAGGACGCUGGUUCCUCCGCCAGGGAUGGUUGUUGGUGGUGCCUCCCCAUGGGGAUCCUCGGCCCCGCAUGUUUUUCCUCUUUGCUGAUGUGCUCCUCAUGGCCAAGCCUCGACCUGCGCUGCACCUGCUGCAGAGUGGCACCUUUGCCUGCAAGGCCCUCUACCCCAUGGCCCAGUGUCAACUCCGCAGGGUCUUUGGCCACUCAGGAGGCCCUUGUGGUGGACUGCUCAGCCUGUCCUUCCCUCGUGAGAAGCUACUGCUUAUGUCCACAGACCAGAAGGAGCUGUCACACUGGUACCACAGUCUGACUCAUGCUAUCAGCAGCCAGAAGAACUAGAGGAAUCUCACAAAUUCCAGAACUCAGGAUACCUCAAGGAUAGGUCAGAGCCAGAAGUACAAAAGGAUUUUCUUCAGUACUAAACAAAACACAGAGCCCUUCAUGGUUUGACAGGGGUCAUUUGUGUUUG
This is a messenger RNA of Carlito syrichta (Philippine tarsier), 1120 nucleotides long. It is a transcript of the gene ARHGEF39, whose product is annotated as Rho guanine nucleotide exchange factor 39. The transcript is spliced from 9 exons. Gene Ontology annotation, biological process: positive regulation of cell migration. NCBI's taxonomy places the organism in Eukaryota, Metazoa, Chordata, Mammalia, Primates, Tarsiidae. The record is from RefSeq and is a predicted model, not a curated record. The annotation marks the transcript as partial. Gene Ontology annotation, molecular function: guanyl-nucleotide exchange factor activity. Gene Ontology annotation, cellular component: plasma membrane.